UUGAAUCACAAGCAGUCUUUCCACAACUUACAAGCAAAUCAUAGUCACUUAAUUGACAAAUUUUAUCUCCCCAGUAUGUUCACUUGAUUGACAGCAAGCCAAGGCAUUCUUCCAUGACCUCAGCCUCCUCUUCCUCCCCUAGAACUGGCUUCCAUGGAGGUGAAGAACUGCUCUGUGGUGACAGAGUUCAUCCUUUUGGGAAUCCCACACACAGAGGGGCUGGAGAUGGUACUUUUUGUCUUAUUCUUGCCCUUCUAUGCCUGCACUCUGCUGGGAAAUAUGUCUAUUCUUGUUGCUGUUAUUUCUUCUGCUCGCCUUCACACACCUAUGUAUUUCUUCCUGGGAAACUUGUCUGUGUUUGAUAUGGGUUUCUCUUCAGUAACUUGUCCCAAAAUGCUGCUCUACCUGAUGGGACUGAGCCGACUCAUCUCCUACAAACACUGUGUCUCCCAGCUCUUCUUCUUCCAUUUCCUUGGGAGCAUUGAGUGCUUCUUGUAUACGGUGAUGGCCUAUGACCGCUUCACUGCCAUCUGUUAUCCUCUGCAAUACACAGUCAUCAUGAACCCUAGGAUCUGUGUGGCCCUGGCUGUGGGCACGUGGCUGUUAGGGUGCAUUCAUUCCAGCAUCUUGACUUCCCUCACCUUCACCUUGCCAUACUGUGGUCCCAAUGAAGUGGAUCACUUCUUCUGUGAUAUUCCAGCACUCUUGCCCUUGGCCUACGCUGACACGUCUUGGGCCCAGAGGGUGAGCUUCACCAAUGUUGGCCUCGUAUCUCUUGCCUGCUUUCUCCUAAUUCUUUUAUCCUACACUAGAAUUACGGUUUCUAUCUUGAGUAUUCGUACAACUGAAGGCCGUCGCCGAGCCUUCUCCAACUGCAGUGCUCACCUCAUUGCCAUCCUCUGUGCCUAUGGGCCCAUCAUCACUGUCUACCUGCAGCCCACACCCAACCCCAUGCUGGGAACCGUGGUACAAAUUCUGAUGAAUCUGGUAGGACCAAUGCUGAAUCCUUUGAUCUAUACUUUGAGGAAUAAAGAAGUAAAAACAGCACUGAAAACAAUAUUGCACAGGGCAGGUCAGAUUCCUGUUAGUAAGAGCAGAUAAAUGGGUGUAUGGCUUUGGAAUUCCUUCUGCUUUUACAUAUGAAAUUUCACUUUGGAAUCUUCAUGUGUGACAACAACUUUGAAAUUUUCAGCAGGUGCUGAAUGAUAUGGACCACAACACUAUAAUACAUUAUCUUUUUGCAUAUUUUAUUUUAUUGUAUUAUCUAAGUUCUGCCUCUUCGCCUAUCUUCAAAGUAAUACAGUCUUGGUUAUUAUUACUUUGCCUUUCUUCUUUAGAGAAUUCCCUGUCCCUGGAAGGAAGGUCUUUUCUA
Messenger RNA from Cebus imitator (Panamanian white-faced capuchin), 1372 nucleotides. Its product is annotated as putative olfactory receptor 10D3. Gene Ontology annotation, cellular component: membrane. NCBI's taxonomy places the organism in Eukaryota, Metazoa, Chordata, Mammalia, Primates, Cebidae. The coding region runs from base 154 to 1101 and encodes 315 amino acids. Gene Ontology annotation, biological process: G protein-coupled receptor signaling pathway. The record is from RefSeq and is a predicted model, not a curated record. Gene Ontology annotation, molecular function: G protein-coupled receptor activity; olfactory receptor activity. The transcript has a single exon.